GCUCUCUCUGUUUGAAAAUUCUCCUCGCUCGCGAUUAUAUCUUCCAACCGGAAACACGUCAUGGAUUAAGGCUUGACAAGACGAUCACUGAUCGAUUGAACUGCAUUACUAAGAACUGCCACUAGAGUUCAGAAUUGCGACUUUGGAGUUAAUUGCCAACAACAACAGAUGGAGGAAGAAUUGCAACUCAUCUGCUCACCUGGUUUACUGAAGCCAUAUAGCCAUGGAGUCAGGAGAAAACGAAAUCCUACGUAGCAUACUGGAACGUCUGACGACAAGACUUCAGUGGAUCCUUGAACAGUCUUCUGUUGACCUUGAUUAUUUGGAGUAUGUUUGCAAUCAAGAAUACAUCUUAAUUGAUGCAGCAUCCCGAAUCUUUGAUAUACCUUCCCCCAUAACAGAGGGUCUGAAACAAUUAGGCAGACUUGUGCAUGCUGGCUUAGAGGAAGAACAACGACCUAUAUUGUUCACACUUGAGCAAGGGGAAAGGGGACGCCCAAAAUGUGUGCUCUCUGCUGAUUUCCUGACAUAUCUUUUUGAAAUACCAUUACCUGUUAAGUGUGUGGCCAAUCUACUCGGUGUUAGUCAUAGCACAAUUUUUAGAAGAAUGAGAGAACUUGGCAUUUCAACAAAGACUUCAUACAGCUCUAUGUCAGAUGAAGAACUGGACAACAAAGUUGCUGCUGUUAAAGCAAGAGUCCCUAAUGCUGGAUACAGACUUGUCAAAGGACUGUUACAGUCCGAGGGCUAUCGUGUUCAGUGGGACAGAAUUAAAGGGUCUAUGCACAGAAUAGACUCUGCUGGAGUUCUGUCCCGAAUGACACGCAUGGGGAGCACAGUGAGACGAACUUAUUAUGUCCGGGGUCCACUGUCACUUGUCCACAUCGACACCAAUCAUAAACUAAUAAGGUACAACAUUGUGAUAUUUGGCAAUGUGGAUGGCUACUCAAGAAAGGUCCUGUACCUGAAUGCUGCAAAUAAUAACAAGUCGAGCACUGCGCUUGCUUUUUUCUUGGAAUCUGUGCAGCAGUUUGGUUGGCCGUCAAGAGUAAGAGGUGAUCAAGGGGUCGAGAACCUGGGCAUAGCACGGUGCAUGUUUACAGUGCGGGGGACUGGACGAGGCAGCUUUGUGUCAGGAAAGAGUGUACAUAAUCAGAGAAUUGAGCGUUUAUGGAGGGACGUAUGGAUGGCUGUGACCCAGAUCUACUACGAGGUUCUGCAUGGUCUGGAAGAAGAUGGCCUACUUGAUCCUUCUAAUAACAUGCAUAUGUUUUGCGUUCACUACAUCUUCAUACCUCGGCUGAACGACGACCUGACAAAGUUCAGCGAUGGUUGGGACAACCACCCACUACGCACGGAGCAAAACCUAACUCCAAACCAGUUGUGGGUCAUGGGCCAUAUUCAACAUUCCACCACUGAACCAGAACAUCUUGAGCAGCCUGCUGAGGACAAUACCAUUGACUGGGAAAAUGUAGGGAUCCCACACGGGUCUCAUUAUGGCAUUGAAGUACCAGAGAUUUCCAGCCCAUUUAGUCCUGAAGAAAUGGAACAGCUACAAACUACCAUUAAUCCUAAAGGACCAUCACAAUGCUUUGGCAGAGACAUUUAUUUGAACAUGGUACAGUACAUACAAAUAAUUCUUGCCAACUCGAACAACAAUCGCUAACAAGGUCAUUGUUCUAACAACAAGGAUAUUGCAUAUACCAAAAAUAUUGCAUAUACCAAAAAUAACUGAAAACAAUCAUGGCACUCUCUUUUUGCCAUUUACUUUUAGUGUAAACAUUUUUUUACAAUGUUAAGGAAA
Molecule: messenger RNA, 1804 nt
Organism: Misgurnus anguillicaudatus (oriental weatherfish)
Lineage: Eukaryota; Metazoa; Chordata; Actinopteri; Cypriniformes; Cobitidae
Source: RefSeq, a predicted model, not a curated record